Cherax quadricarinatus is the source of this 1572-nucleotide messenger RNA. Lineage: Eukaryota; Metazoa; Arthropoda; Malacostraca; Decapoda; Parastacidae. The record is from RefSeq and is a predicted model, not a curated record.
UCCAGGUGGUGGUGGUGGUGGUGGUGGUGUUGGGACAACAACAACGGGACGCUGCUGGAACAGCAGCAGCAGCAGCAGCAGCGGAGGAGGUGAAGGCUCACACACACGCCAUGAAUAUUCAUCAUAAUUUACAUACCCGGCUCAUCCCUGAACUUGGGUAUACCCUCAGCCUGUGCUCUACAAACAAACCUACGGCAUGGGAAUGGGGUCCCCCAUAAGUGCCGUCCUAGCCAACUUAUACAUGGAACACCUAGAGUCCGAAUACUUCGCCAACAUCAUCCCUUCAAGCGUCACUUGGUUACGUUACGUGGAUGAUGUCCUCGUAAUAACUCCAAAACGUUUUGAUGUACGGAAUCUUCAGGCAAGGCUCAACGCAGUUGAACCGGCGAUCCAGUUUACACUAGAAGAAGAGUCCAACGACAAGCUACCUUUCCUCGACGUCCUCAUUCACAAAGUAGACAACAACCUAAGAUUUCAAGUUUAUCGGAAACUCACCAAUAAAAAUGAUCUCACACACUUCUAUUCCAGUCAAGAUACCAAGACCAAAAGAGGCAUCAUCAUCGGGUUUUUCCUAAGAGCAUACCGAAUUUGCAGUCCUGAGUUUCUUGACGAGGAAUGUACAUAUAUUCACCAAACAUUCACUGAGUUACAUUUUCCUUCUUUUUUCAUCAAAGACUGCAAGAAAAGAGCUCUUCAGAUCAUUAAUUCUCCACGCAUCAACACAACUCCCAACAAAGUUAUAAUUCUUCCCAACAGCCAGGUUGCACUGAACGUCUCAAAAGUACUUUCACAAGCUAACACCAGAGUCGCCAUCGCUUCUAGCACUUCAAUAAAGGAUCUAACCAGGACACAAUCCAAGCACCACAAACCAGUCAAUGCAGGAGUUUACACUGUACCCUGUGGAGGCUGUGACAAGAUUUACGUGGGUGAAACAGCAAGAAACCUCAACACCCGCCUCAAUGAACACAUUUACGCAUGUAGGAACGAUAACUUGAACAACGCCUGUGUACAACACCGAAAUUCCACUAAUCAUCUCAUGAAAUUCAGAGACGCACAAUUAGUGAUCAAAGAAACUAUUUUCCGCAGACGCAAGUGCCUCGAAUCAGCACUGAUCGCUGUUUCGAAUACAAUUAAACAAAACAACGGCAGCUUCACCAUCUCCGAAGUCUUAGCAAGAAUCCUCCUGAAAACAUUAAACCCUGCCAUCACAUAGUCUCUCCUGUUAUACUACACAAAGCACAUUACAGAGAGUGAACACUGAAACAAGCUGCCUCUUUCCAGUCUAUAUUUGUCCAACCUAUUUUUAUGUUACCCAAGUAAUAGCUUUUAUAUCCUUUUACUCUUGUACGAAUUAAUUGCUCCAUCAUAUUGUAUUACUUUUGUCACUACUACUACUACUACCACUAGUGAACAUCAAAAUGUUACCUCACUAGUAUUGCACCUCACUAUGAGCCUUUAUAUACCCUCUGUGUCCAUGUAUUGUUUGUAAUGGCUUGAUAAAGCUCCUGGAGAGCGAAACGUUGCCACAAUAAAUGUCACAUUAGUUGCACUUGUGUCCUUUUACUUUACAUA